AUGAAGAGGCUGAAGCUCCUGAGAUGGAGUGGCACUGUACUCUCACCCCGAACGAGACCAGAACUCCUUCAACAUCAACCUCGUCUUCUCCGACGCUUCCAAGCGACCGCUACAGCCCCUUCAGAUCUCAAAAAUGAAUUCCUGCAUAAGCCUACAGAUGGACCGUAUCUCUCGGAGGAAGAGCUUAUGAAGUUACCCUCACCUCCGGUUGCCGCGGCGAGGACGUCCGCCAAACUAGCUGCCUUGCACGCUCGACUCGCCUUACCCUCUCGAUUUCCCCUCGAAACUUUGGCACGAACCCUUAUUGACGACUCGGCGGAUCGCUCGCCGCGAUUCAACAACAAAGCAUUUGCUCUGCUUGGAAACGACCUGUUGGGCUUCUAUACAUCUGAAUACAUUAUAAGUCAAUACCCAAGGCUACCGCUCGCGGUUAUCUACGCAGCGAUGUACGCCUAUCAUGGGCCAGCGACGUUGACACAAAUGACGAGGGAAUGGGGUGUAGAAGCUGCUGCAGAGCCUGGCGGCGAGGUAGACCCAGGGCUCUUACAGUUCAAGAGGAUGUCGCCGGAGCAGACUCUCGGAGAUGGGGAGUCAGGACCAAACAACAAUAACAAUGACCCGAGAGCCAAAUGGACGCGAAGUUUAAGUGCGAAGUCGGUACACAACGAUCAAUUUGGUGAAUUGCCGGAACAUCCAAUUCCACCAGAAGAUCUGGCCUCAAAGGGUGUCACCCUGCAACGAGCCAGCACCAACUUUGUGAGAGCAGUGAUUGGUGCAGUAUACUUGCACGCCGGAAGAGCAGCCGCAAAGAAAUUUUACAGCGAUCACUUCAUGUCGCGACAACUGGAUAUGUCGAGUUUAUUCCAGUUUAAGAAUCCAACCAGAGACUUGAGCCGAUUAUGUGGAAGAGAAGGAUUCCAGGCACCCGUGGCAAAGAUUCUGAGCGAAACAGGGCGGAAGAGCAGGACGCCCGUCUUCGUGGUGGGAAUAUACUCCGGCAGCGAUUUGUUAGGGGAAGGCGCAGGGGCCAGCUUGGACGAAGCCAGAACACGAGCAGCGGUUGCGGCACUCAAGGGCUGGUAUCUGUACAGCCCAACCGAAUUUCGGUUGCCGAGCGAAAUGGAAGAGCCUGGAGCCAAACCGUGGACGCCCAUUCUGGUGGAUGCCGGCGAAGUUGUCGGCUAA
Cladophialophora psammophila CBS 110553 is the source of this 1185-nucleotide messenger RNA. RefSeq lists its product as uncharacterized. Lineage: Eukaryota; Fungi; Ascomycota; Eurotiomycetes; Chaetothyriales; Herpotrichiellaceae. Gene Ontology annotation, molecular function: double-stranded RNA binding; ribonuclease III activity. Gene Ontology annotation, cellular component: nucleus. The transcript has a single exon. Bases 1 to 1185 code for a protein of 394 amino acids. The record is from RefSeq and is a predicted model, not a curated record. Gene Ontology annotation, biological process: rRNA processing; primary miRNA processing; regulation of gene expression.